Poecile atricapillus (Black-capped chickadee) is the source of this 2573-nucleotide messenger RNA. RefSeq names its product chloride channel protein ClC-Kb-like. Bases 75 to 2423 code for a protein of 782 amino acids. Lineage: Eukaryota; Metazoa; Chordata; Aves; Passeriformes; Paridae. The record is from RefSeq and is a predicted model, not a curated record. Gene Ontology annotation, cellular component: membrane. The transcript is spliced from 18 exons. Gene Ontology annotation, molecular function: voltage-gated chloride channel activity. Gene Ontology annotation, biological process: transmembrane transport; chloride transport.
GAAUGCAAUGCCCAUUAUUAAGGAAUAAUCACGAUAAUUAAUUAAAAUACUUAUUAAAUCCUCCCCGCCGCGGGAUGUACGUUGGGACUGGGGUGGAGGAAGGGGGAGGAAACCCGGCUCGCUCCGGCCCGAGCGGGUCCGUGGGAUUCGUCAAGGUCGUUUUUAAUGAGCUCGAUCUCAGUCGGGCAGCGGAGCCCAGGCGGGAGCGCGGCUCGGGGGGUGCAGACCCCAAAAACACAAAAAACGAGCCUGGGAUGGAGCGCCCCGGCCCCGAGGGGCUGCGGGGGGAAAAGGGGGAGGAGGAGAGGGUGCUGGUGUCGGAGCACAGCUGGAGACCCUGCCCCACCGCCCGGAGGAGGGUCCGAGGGUGCUUGGAGUGGGUGAAGCGGCAGCUGUUCCGCGUGGGGGAGGAUUGGUACUUCCUCUUCAUUCUGGGGGUCCUCAUGGCCACCAUCAGCUUCACCACCGACAUCGUCGUCGCCAGGCUCCAAGCGGCCCACAUGUGGCUGUACCAAGAGAUCGGGGACAUCGCGGUGCUCAAGUACCUCUCGUGGACCCUGUACCCCACGGCCCUGGCCACCUUCUCCACCGGCUUCUCCCAGAGCAUCACCCCGCACUCCGGAGGCUCCGGCAUCCCGGAGCUGAAGACCAUCCUGAUGGGCGUGCUGCUGGAGGAUUACCUGGCCAUCCACAACUUCGGAGCCAAGGUGGUGGGGCUGACCUGCACCCUGUCGUGCGGCAGCACCGUGUUCCUUGGGAAAGUGGGUCCCUAUGUCCACCUCUCCGCCAUGGCCGCGGCGUAUCUGGGGAAGAUGAGGACCACGGUCACGAGGGAGUAUGAGAACAAAUUCAAGCAGCACGAGAUGCUGGUGGCAGCUCAAGCUGUAGGGGUGGCCUCAGUCUUCGGCGCACCCAUCAGCGGGGUGCUUUUCAGCAUCGAGGUGAUGUCCCCCCACUUUGCCGUGCGGGAUUACUGGCGCGGCUUUUUCGCCGCCACCUGCGGGGCCUUCAUGUUCAAACUCCUGGCCGUGUUCAACAGAGACCAAGGCAAGGCAGGGCAGGCAGAACGUGCCCCCUCCUCCCCUUUACCCUCCCCCCGUGGCAUUUUUGGGGUUCUCACCCCCAAACCCUCACCCUCAUUCCUGUCCCCGCUCCCAGAAACCAUCGCUGCUGUUUUCAAGAGCGACCUCAAGAUUGAUUUUCCCUUUGACCUCCUGGAGACCUUCUUUUUCCUGAUUUUGGGGACCAUCUGUGGGCUCGUGGCCUGUGCUUACCUCUUCUGCCAGCGCUGCUUGAUGGUGGCCGUGAGGAGGAACCGGCUGACAGCCAAGCUCUUGGCCACCGACAAACCCCUGUACACGGUGCUGGUGGUGCUGCUCCUCGCUUCCAUCACCUUCCCCCCCGGCCUGGGGCAGUUCAUGGCCUCCAGGCUCACCAUGAAGGAAUAUCUCACCUCCCUCUUCGACAACCGCACCUGGGGCUCGCUGGCCCCCAACGCCUCGGGGGUGGCCGAGCCCUGGGGGCUCUGGCAGGAGUGGGCCCAUCCCUCUGCCACCAUCUAUGGCACCUUGACCUUCUUCCUGCUCAUGAAGUUCUGGAUGCUGACCCUGGCCACCACCCUGCCCCUGCCAGCCGGGUACUUCAUGCCCAUCUUCAUCUACGGAGCAGCCAUUGGGCGCCUGAUGGGGGAGGUGGUGGCCCUGCUCUUCCCACGGGGGCUCCAUUCAGAGGGACCCCCACGGCCCAUUAUUCCUGCUGGCUACGCCCUGGCUGGCGCAGCCGCGUUCUCGGGCUCGGUGACGCACUCGGUGUCCACGGCCCUGCUGGUGUGUGAGGCCACCGGGCACCUGGGCCACGUCCUGCCCACCGUGCUGGCCGUGAUGGUGGCCAACGCCAUCACCCAGAAGAACCAACCGUCCUUCUACGACGCCACCAUCAUCGUCAAGAAGCUGCCCUACCUGCCCCCCAUCCGCAGCCGGCACAUCGCCUCCUACCAAGUGGCGGUGGAGGAGUUCAUGGAGCGCCGGGUGGUGGCCUUGGCCAAGGGGGACGGCUUCCAGGAGGUGCUGGUGGCCUUGGACGCCUCUGCCGAUGCAGAGUACCCCGUGGUGGAGAGCACAGGGUCCCCCACUCUGGUGGGCACCAUCAGCAGGUCCCAGCUGGUCACCUUCCUCCAGAGCCACAAGCACCCCCAGGCCCCCCAGGGGGAGAAGCUGGCCGCCGUGGGGACGCUCGGGGACGACUGCACCAUCGAGCCCAUCAUGCUCCAGCUCUCCCCGUGGACCUCCUUGCAUCAGGCCUAUCACCUCUUCCAGCUGCUGAAGCUGCAGAGAGUCUUUGUCACCCGCUCUGGGGAGCUGGUGGGGGCCGUGAGCAGGACAGAGCUGCGGAGAGCGAUCGAGGACCUCGCUGACCCCAAGUGAUGUUUUGGGACCCCGGGGGCACCCCCAUGGAAACGGGGGUGUCCUGACCCCCCCAGAUGGUGUGGGGGGUGUGGGCUGGGGGCUCUGCCAGCAGAGCCUGCUGUGCAUUAAAUGCCUGUUUGCAUUAAAUGCAUAAACGCUUCCUCCUCC